AAUGUCAUAUAUCUUGAAUCCCCGGUCGGAACCGGUUAUAGUUAUAAAGACGAUAAGAAGUACCACAACACAGAUGUGUCGACAGCAGAGGACAAUCAUUUAGUUAUGGAAGCAUUUUUCGAGAAGUACCCAAAUCUGAAGAAAAACCCAUUUUAUAUAACGGGUGAAAGUUAUGCCGGAAUUUAUAUUCCAAUGUUAGCCCAACAGAUAUUCGUCAAGAAUUCCACAAUUAAUUUGAAAGGUGUUGCCAUUGGAAAUGGAUAUCUGGAUUUGGGUACAUUAGGCGGUCAACACAGCAUUGACAUGGAAUUGGGUCACGGAUUCGUUACAACAGAUUCUUAUGAGAAGAAGAUUGAGAAUUGCUGUGAAUGUAAGACCGGAGAAGUGCAACACGGAUGCGAUUUCUCUAAACCAGUCAAUGCUACCAAGGUAGAAAUAGAGGAGUCCGGCGGUGACAAUCCAUACAACAUGUACGACGAUUGUGGUGCGAGCGUUGCAUACGCUAAGCUGUAUAACAAAUAUUACGCCAAAGCGUCCAACAGAUCACCAAUGAGUCUGACCUCUAAUGACAACUACGACUGUCCGCACAACGGAUACACCGAUUGGUUGAAUUUACCGGAAGUACGGACAGCACUACACGUGCGAAGUGAUGACAAACAUGUGUGGGAUGACUGCGGCGGUCCUUAUUCUGACUUCGGUCGCGACCAACACUCGACUGUCACUGAAUUGUUAGAUAAAUAUAAAAUCGGAAAACUAGUCAUAUUUAAUGGAAACUUCGACACUGUCUGCGAUCACAUCGCUAAUCACCGGUUCGUCGACAGUCUGAACCUUAAGAAAGAGGGUUAUUUCACUUCGUGGAAAGAUACGGAGGGAAGGAUCGGCGGGUUUGUGCAGCACUACGAGAAAAACCUGAGUUUCGUGUUAGUCCGCGGGGCCGGACAUAUGGUCCCUCACGACAAACCAGAGGCUGCCCUACAGUUACUCAAGAAUGUGAGUAUAGUCCCCCACAGACAAUCAGUAUUAGCCGCCAAUGAAGAUGAGAUAAAGAGUCUUCCGGGUCUCUCAGAACCCAUUAAUUUUAAGCAAUAUUCGGGUUAUUUGGAUAUAACUGAAGGCAAACAUUACUUCUAUUGGUUUGUCGAGAGUCAAAAGGAUCCCGGGAACGCACCGGUAGUUCUAUGGCUGAAUGGAGGGCCCGGUUGUAGUUCACUGUUUGGAAACCUGGGAGAGAACGGACCCUUUCGAGUGAAUUCCGAUGGGAAGACCCUGGUGUUGAACCCUCACAGUUGGAAUAAAGUAGCGAAUGUCAUAUAUCUUGAAUCCCCGGUCGGAACCGGUUAUAGUUAUAAAGACGAUGAGAAGUACCACAACACAGAUGUGUCGACAGCAGAGGACAACCAUUUAGUUAUGGAAGCAUUUUUCGAGAAAUACCCAAAUCUGAAGAAAAACCCAUUUUAUAUAACGGGUGAAAGUUAUGCCGGAAUUUAUAUCCCAAUGUUAGCCCAACAGAUAUUCGCCAAGAAUUCCACAAUUAAUUUGAAAGGUGUUGCCAUUGGAAAUGGAUACCUGGAUUUGGGUACAUUACGCGGUCAGCACAGUGUUGAUAUGAAAUUGGGUCACGGAUUCGUUACAACAGAUUCUUAUGAGAAGAAGAUUGAGAAUUGCUGUGAAUGUAAGACCGGAGAAGUACAACACGGAUGCGAUUUCUCUGUCAAUGUUACAAUGUAA
This is a messenger RNA of Oppiella nova, 1728 nucleotides long. NCBI's taxonomy places the organism in Eukaryota, Metazoa, Arthropoda, Arachnida, Sarcoptiformes, Oppiidae. The record is from the annotation of a GenBank genome assembly.